This is a messenger RNA of Spea bombifrons (plains spadefoot toad), 1057 nucleotides long. Its product is annotated as rho GDP-dissociation inhibitor 2-like. The record is from RefSeq and is a predicted model, not a curated record. Gene Ontology annotation, cellular component: cytosol; cytoplasm; membrane. Bases 153 to 752 code for a protein of 199 amino acids. Gene Ontology annotation, biological process: Rho protein signal transduction. The transcript is spliced from 6 exons. Gene Ontology annotation, molecular function: Rho GDP-dissociation inhibitor activity; protein binding. Lineage: Eukaryota; Metazoa; Chordata; Amphibia; Anura; Pelobatidae.
CUCACACCUCCCCUGUGAAGGGCAGGGGGUGGGUAUCAGCUGAUUGGGUUGGGCUGACUUUUGGAAACCCUGCCUGACUCACACUCACUUCCACUCCUGCCACACUCAGGCUCGCAGCCUUCUGCCCAAACCCUGACGUUUGAAGAGACAUCAUGGCUGAUAAAGAUGAAAUUAAACACGUCGAAGAAGAAGCAGAAGAUGAAUUGGAUUUGAACUACAAAGCUCCAGAAAAGAAAACCCUGCAGGAAAUUCAGGAACUGGACAAGGAUGAUGAGAGUCUGAUCAAAUACAAGCAGGCGCUACUGGGUAACCUACCUGCAAAAGUGGAUCCUUCUGCCCCAAAUGUUCAAGUUACCCGCCUGACGCUGGUCUGUGACGAGGCACCGGGACCGAUCACCAUGGAUUUAACUGAGAACGUGACGGCUCUGAAGGAGACAACAUUUGUAUUAAAAGAAGGCGUCAGCUACAGAGUUAAAAUUUCUUUUAAGGUAAACAAGGAAAUUGUCUCCGGUCUGCGAUAUGUGCAGCUCACUUACAGGAAGUCAAUCAAAGUUGACAAAGAGACGCACAUGGUCGGCAGCUACGGUCCGCGAAUCGACGAAUACGAGUUCCUGACGCCCCUGGAAGAAGCCCCCAAGGGGAUGCUGGUCAGGGGCACCUACCACAUCAAAUCCUUUUUCACGGACGAUGACAAAACCGACCAUUUGUCUUGGGAGUGGAACCUCAAUAUAAAAAAAGAUUGGAAAGACUGAAAGAGAAAAAGAAGAAAAAAAAAAUUACAAAAAAAGCCACAUUUAAUUCCACUCCUUAAUUGAUAUUAUUGAUUACAGGCGAAUAUUAACGUGUAUUAAAAUAUACGAGGCAUAUCGUGGUUUCUACAUCUGUUUUCUAAUAGUUAACUAUAGUUUCUAAAAAAAAAAUAAAAAAAAUAUGUGGAGACCGCGUUUAAUAAAAAGACAGAUCUUCAACGUGAUAUUUCUGCGGACAAUGUUACCAGUCCAAUUGUCGAUAAAGUUAGGUGAAUACAAAUAUAUUUACAAUGUUACUGUCGCUAUAA